AUGCCAACACCUUGGAUCGACAAGAGUGCUUCGACUUGGAGGUUGUUCAACCUGGUCUACGACAUAUUGCUGAUGGCGCUGGUUGCUUACAUUCUCAACUGCUAUUUCUACACCAUCAUGACCAUGUAUAUUCCCUUUCAGGAUCUCUGCGGGCUGGGAGUCAGCACAUCCAACUACUUGAGUGGCUUCCUGGCCACCAUCCACCAAUGGAGAUUCAGAGACCGCCUCAAGAGGCUCACUGACAAAAUGGACAACAUCGCUAAGGACAUCAUCCGCAGUGGUCUCGGGAAAGAGAAGUCCUUCCUCCGCCUCUACCACAAGAACGCCAAGUUGAUGUCCUUCCUCGUAGAGUACUCCCUCAUUCUGGGCACGAUACCUACGCUCAUCUACUGCCUCUCGGUACCCGUGUUGGACUGGUUCGCUGGCCAGUAUCGGAGUCACUUCCCCGUCCUCAUUGAAAGUCCUUUCGACGAGAGAGCUCCAAUCGUUUACGAAGUCGUCGUUCUUUUGGUAGCCGCUUGCAUGAUCACAUCGAUAUGCAAGAAGGUAGUGACCGAUUGUCUCUUCAUUUCACUGUUCAAGAUGGAAAUCGCAUUCCUCAAGUAUCUCUCACUAGCGAUGACUUCUAUGAAGAAGGACUUUCUCAUUGGGGACAACGCUUUCAUCGACAAAAAACUGAAACUAUGGAUCAAACUUCAUCAGUCUGUUUUGAAGAGCGUAGACGAACUGAUACUCAUCUCAUCCCCAGUUGUCAUCAUUUACUAUGUCACUGUUAUCAGCAUCGUCGUCUGCGGUACUUUUGUUCAGAUCAUGAAAGACAACGAGAAUUUGCUGCAGUCGCUCACUAUCACCGUCUUCAUUUCGAUCACUCUGGUCUAUUAUUUCCUCUGGGCCAACACAGCUGACCAGCUCACAGCGGAGGCACAGAACUUGGCACAGGUGGCUUAUGAUACUCCCUGGUACCGGAUGCAGAAGGGGCACUCAUCCCUGGUCAGGAUGGUCAUCAUGAUGUCCUCCAGGCCGAUAAGGCUCACUGCCUACCGGGCACCCGUCUUCCUCCUCAACAGGGAGAACUACGCUGCAUUUGUUGUAAGUGCUAUAUCUGCCUUCGUCACUUUCUGUCAGAUGAAGGCUCUCUAUGGCUGAACAUGUUUUUGGAACGAUGGAUUAGAAGAAUUAUUAGAACAUAAUAGUAUUAAUUUAUUAAUAACACUAGCAUUUAGCAUGGUUAAACUUGUAAUAUUUUAGCACUACAUUAAAAUUAGUUGUGAAUUUCAAAUAUAAUUGUAACCAUAAUUAACCUUCUUCCCAAACAUUUAGUUGUAAUAUGAGCCUU
Molecule: messenger RNA, 1336 nt
Organism: Nezara viridula (southern green stink bug)
Lineage: Eukaryota; Metazoa; Arthropoda; Insecta; Hemiptera; Pentatomidae
Source: the annotation of a GenBank genome assembly